Molecule: messenger RNA, 1346 nt
Organism: Paramecium pentaurelia
Lineage: Eukaryota; Ciliophora; Oligohymenophorea; Peniculida; Parameciidae
Source: the annotation of a GenBank genome assembly
AUGAAACCAUAAACCAAAUGGGUCAUCCUCUUUCUAACAAGCUUGUCUUAAUUCUCAUUUCGAGUCUUUGUGGAUUACCCAUCACUAUUGGCUACUGAAAUCAAGGAUCAUUUCAUAGUGAAUCAAUUCUAAAUAAACCUACUAUUUUCAUUUAGAUCCUUUCCAAAUAUUGUUAUGCCUUUUGUUGGAGGAAUGUUAUUGGAUAAAUAUGGAACAAGAAAAGGUCUAUUUGGAUUCAUGUUAUUCAUUAUUUUUGGCACAUGUUAAGAAUAAUAAUAUAUUAGUUCUUUGCUACUUGUCAAUUAUUUUGAAUUGCUUCACACUGAUGCUUAUUGGAAGAUUCUUUAUGGGAUUAUUUUUAGAAAGUUGCUAUGUAGGAGUUUAUAAAAUUUUAUCUAAAUGGUUUAAAGAGGCGUCAUUUGCUUAUAGGUAACAGUAACCUUAUUUUUAGCGUUGAUACAGCAUUCAUUUGUGGAGGUACUAUUGCAUCAACAAUUAUGUUACCCUAUUUAAUCAAUAAUUAUAGUUUGGAUACUGCAAUGCUAUCAUGUCUAUUGUGUUGUUUGGUUUCUUUUAUAGGUUUGAAUACAGUUACUACAAUUGAUAAAAUUUAUUAAGUCGAAUCCAAACAAGAAACCCUUCCUCACUUUUCAUUCUCUUUAUUAAAACAAUUCAAUCUUGACUUCUACAUUAUUGCUUUAAGUUCUAUUUUUUGUUAUACAAGCUAUUACAUAUAUUCCUAUAAUAAUGCAGAAAUGUUUAAGACAAUGUAUUAUUUUAAUUCAUUUAUGUUUAGGUAUCAUUUAUCAUCUUAUACUGCAGCUACUCUUUAUGGACUUCCUUGUUACAUGGCUAUUUUUAUAGCUCCAUAUUUAGGUCAUUUGGUUGACAAACAUGGAUAUAGAAUGCAAGGAUUAUAAAUAACAAGUCUCAUUUAAAUGAGUGUUUUUUCAUUAAUGUAUCUCAUGCCAAGUUGUGAGACUACUUGUUUUGUUAUUCCAGCCAUUAGCUAAUUAUUGAAUGGAAUAUUUUUUGCUUCUUAUGUUGUAACUUUAUGGCCAUGCAUUCAAAUGGUUGUGUCCUCUUAAUUAUCAGGAACUGCCUUUGGCUUUGUGUAUUCUAGUAUAAGCUUUGGAAUUUCUUUUGCAUCCAUUUUUAUUGGAAAAGUAGUUUAAGAUGAAACAUAAGCUUCUUAUUCCAAUAUGUUAGGAAUUCUACUCUUAAUAUCCUUCUUGGGAGCCUCUAUGAAUUAUCUGUUAUACUACAGAGAUUCUAAAUAUUUUAACAACAAAAAAUAUGUGAUAUCACAAAAUAGUACAGAAAUGGAAUUGAAAAUGCUUGAUUGA